GGAAUUUUAAUGAGCUUUAAUUGCUCUGCUGUUCCAUUGGACCACAACAUUCACAUCAAGACUGAGCAGGUCUGAGGAUUAUUUCUACAGACGGGACAACUAGAUCAAGAACUGGGCAGAAUGGAAGUGAAGGUGUCUGUCAAAGGCAUCCCACGUGUUGUGUGUGGAGUUACAGAGGAGACAACGUGUCAAGACGUGGUGCUAGUGUUGGCUCAGUCCCUUGGGCAGCCAGGACGCUACACCUUGCGAGAGAAGUUCAAAGACUUUGAGCGGUGCAUGACUCCCGAUGAACGACUUCUGGAGACAUUGAAGAAGUACGGUGAGCAGGCCAAGGAGGUCCAGCUCAGUCUCCAACACAGUGGCCUCUCCGCUUGGGAUGAAAUGGGCAAAGUAAAAGUUGGCAGAUACCAGCCUUGUCCGCCACUGAGACGGAAAGACAUUGGGCCUAAAAUGCGGAGAGGGAGCGGCUCCCUAAGCUUGCACCGCCAAAGCUUGCCUCCAUUGACCUGUUUGAGAGAAGAGGCUGAGCAGAAGAAAGACACCCUGAAGACGCCUAGAAGAAAGUCUCUGACUCUCAUGGAGGAGGCCUGGGAAUGGCUGGAAAGUCUUGGCAAAGGAAAGGUCUACAGUACAACGUGUGACAAGCCAAGCAAGAAGAGGAUUGAUAAAAGGGGACGGGCCUCUUUGGAUUUGUCCCUUUUUGUCACAAAAGAACAUCAAGAUCAAAGCAGCAGAUGUACAGACAGAGGUCAGAAAAGUUCAAAAUCAGACUUUGACCAUCAAACAUCCUGCUGCAUCAGCAAUCAGACCAAGGAGAAAAGCAGGCGCUCAAAGAACACCCAAGAGGUAAAAUCUGACCUGAGCACCUCAAUCUGCGCAGUGGUAACCAAAGGUGAAAAAAAUCGCCUUAGAGACUCAAUCAUAUGUCAGCUGCUGUGCUUGCAGGAUUUACAAGUCCAGAUAACAAACACAGACAAACAGGUUUUGGACCUCGAGCAAAAGCAGAAAGCCAAAACAGCCGAAGAAGAAGUCCAGGAGAGGCUUGUGGCUGAGGAGAUGGAAUACAUAAACUUUUGGGAGAAUGAACUGAAAGCUGAGGAGAGUUACGAGAAAGAUUUGCAGCGUCAGUUCCUCGAGAUGAGAGCCAAUGUUGCAGAUUGCAAAGCUAAACUGGAGGAGUACAGGCGCAAAAUGCAGGGCUUGGAUUUUUUUGGCAAUCUGAACGUUGCUCAAGAAGAGCGGAGGGUUUUAAAAGCUCAUGAAAAAGUUGCCACCAAGAUGUCCGACAGCUCAAAAAAGGAAGAAAAUCUGGAAGGAUACAAGUCCAGUGUGGAAAGAAACAACAGGAAGUUCCUGCCCAAAGAGCACAGCACCCCUCAUGCUCUAGUUCCUCCAAAUCAGAUAAGAGAGCGGCGGCCCACGGGACCCACCGAGCUGAGGGAGUGGUGGAAGCGCUGGUCAGAAGCUCAAAAAGCUCAACCCCAGGAUGAAAGGAAGGUGAUCCACCGCUCUGAGCUCACCAUUUACCUGAGGAGUACCAAGGUUUAGGACCAGCUCACAACAAUCCAAACUCCCAUUUGUGACAUCACCAUGAGAUCUCAAUCAGGACGUCUUCAAUGAACCAGAGCGAGAUUAUUCUGCUUUCACCGCUAUAAUACGGGUUCAUGUUUACGCUCUAAAAGCUUUAUUUUCACUGCCAUUCUUCAUGCACCUGGAACUUUGUGCAUCACCAAACACAUAACUGAUUCUCUAAUUUUACUUGUGUGUACUUUGUAUCCAAUA
Molecule: messenger RNA, 1782 nt
Organism: Xiphophorus maculatus (southern platyfish)
Lineage: Eukaryota; Metazoa; Chordata; Actinopteri; Cyprinodontiformes; Poeciliidae
Gene: rassf11
Product: ras association domain-containing protein 8-like
Exons: 3
Coding region: 121-1548 (475 amino acids)
Biological process (GO): signal transduction
Source: RefSeq, a predicted model, not a curated record